AUGAAGGAGGGAUCGUGGGGGAAGCACGGCUGUACCAGCAACGGCAGCAGUGUUUCUUCAGUGAUGCGGCCUGCCGAUGAUGGUCUGUUGGCGCCGCUGUGUGGAGUCGUUGAAGGCCACUUCGCGGCACUUUUAAAGCGGACAGUGGAGGAAGAUGGGAAUCUGCACGGCACCACCACAGCGAGCAAAACGGCCUGCGAGGAACUGGCGACGUUGUUAAGCGGCAGUCAUGGUGGUGUUGUGGAUGUUGCGGCAGAAGAGGAAACGGGGCGAGGGCGGGGUUCCUCCAGAAGUGACCACACUGGUGGUGUUGUUGUGGACAGACUGCUGCGUGACGCGGCGGCAUUUCCUUCCUCGUUCUUCUACGUCCAUACACAACUGCCGUCGUCUGCAGUGUACCUGAAGCGGGUCGCCGCGGUCGCUGCCGAUGUACAGGCGCUCUCGCCCCUGAAUGAAGGCCGGCGACAGCAUCAGCAACAACAGCACCAGGGCGGUGGGCAGGUACCUGUGGUGGCGCAGCUGGCUGGCGGUUUGGAGCCAGCCGUGCACUUUGCUGUGGGAUCGCCAUUGAUUGUGCGCUGUGGCAAGAAUGCAGAAGAAUCUGUCAAGAACGGGGGCGUUUCUGCCGAGCUGCUGCCGUUUGGGCACAUACAGUGUCUGCUGAGGGUCCGCACAAAAGGCAGUGGUUCGGGGGGUGUUGCAACGGCAUCUGCGGCGUGUGUUCAGUCCUCGCAGCCGCAAUACGAGUCUUGCUCCCACAAUGCUCCAUUGCGUGGCAACGAUACCGGAGGUGAUGGGAGCAAGCGGAGAAGCAGCAGCGGCGAUUCAGAUGGCGCUUCUGACGCUCGUCGCCCCCGUACUCCCAGUGGCAUUGUGGAGCCAUGGAAAUUAGGCGUGAGUCUAGACCCCAAAGUGCCCUUCUACGUGCGGACCAUGACAGAAAGACGGCCUGCUGCAACAGCAGCAGCUAGUCGUGUUCACACCGCCGAGAGUGGCGGUACACCGCCCACCCAUCCCCGUUCUGGCCAACAACUGGGAAGGAGGGACUGUGAGACGUACCUCCUCCCACAGCGCGAGCUGCUCUUCGCUUUUCACGCACCUAAAGAUGUGGUGGCGAUGUGUGCUGCGCAGAAUAAAGAGCGGAUGCGGCGGCAGGCCGUGUUGGGGUACAGCAGUCCUACACACGCUUUUGCUGAGGGACCUCGCACAGCAAGGCGCCUGCUGGAGGGGGCGUAUUGCAACAAUACAGCAGCAGAAGAGGCGGCGGGGUCUGCAGUGGUGGGAAGAGAAGAGGGAAGGGGAAAUGAAGGCGGCAAUGAUGAUGCACAGCGGCGGAGUGAUCCCAUCGUGUAUGAGGUUCGAGCACUCCCAGGCGAUGUGGUGUACGUGCCACGGGGGUGGACGUACACGGUGGAGCGCAUUAUUGGCACAGCUGUUAUGCACGCCGCCGCCACCUCCUCUCCCUCACUGGGCACGGUGUCGCAGGAGAGAAGGAUGCACGAUGACGUGCCGUAUGGUGCGCUGAAGGCGGCCUUUUUGAACAAUGGAACAGGCGCACGGAGGCCAUUGGAGGCGGUAGGGUGCGAAGAACAGAGCGACAAAGUCAUUACUUCCCCAGAUGCUGCUGCUGCUGCUGCAUCUACAAACGGAACAGGAGGAGGAGUGGCACAAAGCAAGGCCACAAAUACAGCCGAGGUCACCGACGUUGAGGUGGAUGCCUUUGUGUUGUGUUACAAGCCGUACCCGCUGCUAUCUGAGCAGCAGGCUGCUGUAUACAUAUCGGCCAACUACGUGCGCAGUGGCAUCGAGGAAUUUUACGCCAAUGGAGGGAAUAACGUGUUUCAGAGAUACAAGUGA
This is a messenger RNA of Trypanosoma grayi, 1857 nucleotides long. RefSeq lists its product as hypothetical. Bases 1 to 1857 code for a protein of 618 amino acids. The record is from RefSeq and is a predicted model, not a curated record. The transcript has a single exon. NCBI's taxonomy places the organism in Eukaryota, Euglenozoa, Kinetoplastea, Trypanosomatida, Trypanosomatidae.